ACGAGCGGUUACGAUGGAUCAAUGCUCAAUGGUCUCAAUAUCCUUCCUUCAUAUACUGACUACUUUCAAUUGAACAACGUAACGAAGGGUUUGAAUACUGCCUCGGUCUCAAUUGGUGGAUUCAUAGGGCCAUUGAUAUCAGGUAUUGCAGCUGACCGACUUGGUCGACGGCCAGCUAUUUUCUGGGGCUCACUUUUAACGAUUCUUGGAAUAAUAAUCCAGACUGCGGCGCAAAAUAUUGCCAUGUUCGUCGUAGCGAGGAUCAUGAUAGGGAUUGGAAGUGCUAUUACCGGGGUUGCCGGAGGAGUAUAUUUGACCGAAGCGUUUCCCAGUCGCUGGCGGGCGUGGGGCUACUCUGUAUUCACGGAACCGGAAAUUUCAUCUAACUCCGAGUCGGGAUAUAGCAUUGGGGCCUUGAUUGCAGCAGGGGUUACUCUUGGUACCGGCCAGUGGCAAUCGACUUGGGCAUGGAGAGCUCCGUCUCUUUUCCAGGCAAUAUUUUCAUUACUCUGCAUCCUUACUCUCCCAUUUAUCCCUGAAUCACCGCGCUGGUUAGUACAACAAGGGCAUUACGAAGAAGCAAGACUUUCUGUUGCCCAGAAGAACGCCGACAGCAACAUUUCGGAUCCUGUUGUCGUUGCAAUCUUCAAAGAAAUUGUGGAUACCUUGAAAUGGGAACGAGAAGAAGGUCAUGGUCUAAGACCCAUAGAGAUAUUCAAGAGGUCGGCGACCAGAAAACGACUCCUUAUUGGAAUAUCAGCAGGCCCGUUUUCCUGCAUAGCAGGAAACGUAAUUGCAUCCUAUUAUUUAGGCUCUGAGCUCGAUACCGCCGGAAUUACAGAUACAAACGAUCAACUCAAGGCGAAUGUCGUUUUAAAUACCUGGUGUCUUCUAUGCAGCCUUAUAGGUACGCACCUAGCAGCUAAAUGGGGGAGAAAAUCGACGGCAAUUCUUUCCCAGACGCUCUUGUCUCUUUGCCUUUUCGUGGUAGGGGGGCUUUCAAACAUGUAUGCAUCAGAUCCUGCUGGUGCAUCUAAUGGCUUGGUAUAUGGGAAUGUGGCUGUGAUGUUUCUCUUUCAAGGCUUUUACUCAAUAGCAUGGACGCCGCUGUUAUAUCUAUACCCGUCAGAGGUGAUGAACUAUACCAUCCGCGCCAAUGGUGUUGCUCUCUCGUCAUUUUCUUUGAAUGCAUUUGCUCUCGUCUUCACAUUCAUCAUGCCAAUCGGGCUAGGUGACAUUGGAUGGAAGAUGUACAUGAUUAAUGCAUCCUGGGAUAUAGUUGUCUUAGUCCUAAUUGCUAUCUAUUGGGUUGAAACCAAGGGAAAGACAUUGGAAGAAAUCGACGCGUUAUUCGAGGGACAGAAACAUUCUUCAGUUCCUGAUAUUGAGUUAAUCCGCAAAGGAGAGGAACAAAUCAAUACAGACACUAUCGAGGAGCAACUCAUAGUACAAUUGCAUCAGAAUAUUAAAUGA
Messenger RNA from Penicillium manginii, 1473 nucleotides. RefSeq names its product hexose carrier protein. NCBI's taxonomy places the organism in Eukaryota, Fungi, Ascomycota, Eurotiomycetes, Eurotiales, Aspergillaceae. The annotation marks the transcript as partial. Gene Ontology annotation, cellular component: membrane. Gene Ontology annotation, molecular function: carbohydrate:proton symporter activity. The transcript is spliced from 6 exons. Gene Ontology annotation, biological process: transmembrane transport; carbohydrate transport. The record is from RefSeq and is a predicted model, not a curated record.